UGCGAAUCUCCAAUUUCUAAUCUCCUCCACCUCUGAGUGAUCUUCUCCUCUGUCUCAGAGUGUUCACUCGCAAUUGAAGGUUGUGAAGGCGAUCUUGGGCUUGGGGUUUCAGAUUCUUGCAGGGUGAGAGAUAUUGUGAAGAACAUUGAAGUCCCAGAAAGAGAUGGACAAGACUGUUGAAAAGGAGAAAUCAAGUAGGAAAACAAGAGAUGAGAGGGAAAGAGACAGAGAUAGGAAUAGAGAUUACAUCAAAGAUCACCGCAGAGAGUCUGACCACCACCGAGAUCAUGAGAGAGAUAGAGACCAGGAACGAGAACGAGACCACAAGCAUCGAACAAAAGACAGCCAGUUGAGAGAAUCUGAGGAGAGGCACCAUAGUGAUAAAUACCGGGAAGAGAAACACUCAUUAAAGGACAAUGACAGUGUCAAGGAUAAGGUUUCGGGUUCUCGACAUUCCAAGGAUCUUAGGCAUGGAGAUGGGGAUUGGGUCCGGUCAAGAGACUACGCACAAGAUUAUGAAUCAAAACGUGAGCAAUCUCAUGAGCUGAGGGAUGGGAGAGAGGACAAUGGGGGCCUUAAGGAUAGGGUUUUGGGUUCUCGGCACUCGAAGGAUGAUAGGCAUCGAGAUGGAGAUCGACAUCGAUCAAGGGACUACUUACAGGAUCAUGAAUCGAAACGUGAACGAUCUCACCUGCAUAAGGAUUAUGAAUCAAAGCACGAGCGAUCUAAUGAGCCGAGGGAUGGGACAGAGGGCAGCAGGGAUAGAGUCUUACAUGAAGAAUCAAUUGAGAGACGAUCAUCCACUUCGCACAAAAGAAAAGAGAGAGAAGAAAGUGAGGAGCAGUUGGAUAAGAGAGAGAAACGGGUUAGGGAUUUGGAUGUAGCAAAGGAAGAGAGGAGAGAAAAGCGGCGGUUUGGAGAUAAGGUUGUUGAUGAUUCUAAGGAUCUGAAUGGAAUUGUUAAUGAUGCGAGCAGAGAACGCAGGAAAGUCGAGGACGGAGUGGAAGAAGAAAUGAGAGAUGUGACUGGUAGGGAGGAAAGAAGAGUUAGAAGAAAGUUUGGGGAUCGACUAAAGGAAGAAGGUAUGAUGGUUGUGGAGGAGGAGAUGCAACCGGUUUCAGUUAUAAAUUCUGAGAAGAAUGAAGCUGUAGAUGAGCUCGUGGAUAAUGCUCAAAACACUGUCAGUUCAAAUGGUAGUGGUUCCAUUGGUAAUGGUGCUGCUCUGGAACCACUUAAUAUGGCAUCGAAGGUAGUGCCUGAGACUUCUGCACCCAGUCAAUCUCCUCCUAUCAAGGUAUCUUCAAUUUCCACCACCAAUGAAAAUAAGGGAGUUAGUGUUACCAGAUCUCAUGAGGUUCCUGGAAAAUCCAGUACAGAUGGGACAACUUCAGCUGUUGGCAAGAGUGGAAGUCUGUCUCUUGAUGCUUUAGCAAAAGCUAAGAGAGCUUUACAGAUGCAAAAGGAGUUGUCAGAAAAGCUGAGAAAGAUUCCAUUGUUGAAUAAAGGUGCAAGCUCAGAUGGUAGCCUACAGCUUGGUGGAUCAACAAACAAGAAGGAACCUAAAGCUCUCUUAUCAAGUGCAGCAAGGGACCCAGGAUCUAUCCCGCCUACUACUGAUACAAUAGCUUCCACUUCACAGGCAAAAUCAAGCAUAACAAAUGCGUUCACUGCUGCUACGGCUUCUGUGAAGCCGCCCAUCACUGGCGCGACUGCUGUUCCUGGGCUUACAACCAUACCUAACAUUGAAGCUGUAAAACGAGCACAAGAACUUGCUGCAAAGAUGGGAUUUCACCAGGAUCCAGAAUUUGCUCCUCUUAUAAACAUGUUCCCAGGGCACACUGCAACAGAUGUUGCUGUCCAGCAGAAGCCAUCCAAAGCCCCUGUUCUCCGUUUGGAUGCACUUGGUAGAGAAAUCGAUGAACAUGGAAAUGUAAUCAAUAUGCCUAAACUCACAAAUCUCAGUACAUUAAAGGUAAACAUCAACAAACAGAAAAAAGAAGCUUUCCAAAUUCUUAAACCUGAGCUGGAUGUUGAUCCAGAAUCAAACCCUCAUUUUGACCCUGGAAUGGGCAUCAAUAAAACCAAGCUGUUGAGGCCUAAGAGGAUGAAUUUCCAGUUUGUGGAGGAAGGCAAAUGGUCGAAGGAUGCAGAAAUAAUUAGAUUCAAGAGCCAAUUUGGAGAAGCGCAAGCUAAAGAGUUGAAGACAAAACAAGCACAGCUGGCAAAGGCAAAGGCAGAGCCUGAUAUCAAUCCAAAUUUGAUAGAGGUAUCAGAGAGAGUUGUCAACAAGGAAAAACCAAAGGACCCAAUCCCUGAAACUGAGUGGUGGGACAUACCACUUUUGCUUUCUGGAAACUAUGGCAACUUAAGUGAAGGCAGCAUCAGCGAAGACAAACUUAAAAUGGAUAAGAUUACAAUUUAUGUGGAACAUCCUCUUCCUAUUGAACCCCCAGCAGAACCUGCUCCACCACCCCCACAGCCCCUGAAGCUUACAAAGAAGGAGCAGAAGAAAUUGCGCACGCAGAGGCGCUUAGCGAAGGAAAAAGAUAGACAGGAGAUGAUAAGGCAAGGUCUGUUAGAACCUCCAAAGCCCAAAGUGAAGAUGAGCAAUCUCAUGAAAGUCCUUGGUUCAGAAGCAACUCAAGAUCCCACCAGGCUUGAAAUGGAGAUACGAAGUGCAGCUGCAGAGCGUGAACAAGCCCAUGUUGACAGGAACAUUGCACGGAAGCUCACACCGUCAGAGCGCCGUGAGAAGAAAGAGCGGAAGCUCUUUGAGGAUCCAAAUACUCUGGAGACCCUUGUGUCAGUGUAUCGGAUCAACGACCUGUCACACCCACAGACCCGCUUUAAGGUUGAUGUCAAUGCCCAAGAGAACCGUCUGACAGGCUGUGCUGUCAUAUCAGAUGGCAUUAGUGUGGUGGCCGUGGAAGGUGGCAGUAAGCCCAUCAAGAGAUAUGGGAAGUUGAUGCUCAGGCGUAUUAAUUGGGCUGCGUCUGUGGGGAAUGAAGAAGAUGAUGAUGAAAACGAAGACAAACCUGACAACAAGUGUGUGUUAGUGUGGCAGGGCAGUGCUGCUAAACCAUGCUUCAACAGGUUUCUUGUUCACCAGUGCAGGACUGAAGCUGCCGCAAGGAAAGUGUUCUCUGAUGCUGGGGUUGGUCACUAUUGGGAUCUGGCCAUUAACCAUACGGACGAGUAAGUAUACAUGGAGAAAUGGAUGAUGGGGUUUUGGGAAUCAGAAAUUAGAACAUGUUUUGGAUAGUAAGUGCUUCUUAUUAAAAGGGCGCCCCUCCUUAAUGUUUCUCGGAUCUGUAUGGCAUAUUUGGACAGAACAUAUUGCAUUGCUUAAUUAAAUUCAUCAUUCACCC
Messenger RNA from Telopea speciosissima, 3368 nucleotides. Its product is annotated as protein RDM16-like. Bases 164 to 3199 code for a protein of 1011 amino acids. Gene Ontology annotation, biological process: mRNA splicing, via spliceosome. The record is from RefSeq and is a predicted model, not a curated record. NCBI's taxonomy places the organism in Eukaryota, Viridiplantae, Streptophyta, Magnoliopsida, Proteales, Proteaceae. Gene Ontology annotation, cellular component: U4/U6 x U5 tri-snRNP complex. The transcript is spliced from 8 exons.